AUGAGUGGCGGUUCCAAUAGGGAUGUGCUGCUGGCAGGUGCGGCGGCAGCAUUCACUGUAGACCUCUUGAUCUACCCCUUGGACACGUUGAAGACGCGGAAGCAGUCCCAGGACUUCCUGCGCACGUUCGCAGACCCGGCGGCCAAGACCAAAGUCCCGUCUACUCAGCUGUUCCGUGGACUCUACCAAGGCAUAGGUAUUGUCAUCGUCGCCACCCUCCCCGCGGCAGGAACCUUCUUCUCCGUGUACGAAAGCGCCAAGUCCUUCUUUGGGCGCCAUGGGGCCGGCAUCGGGUUGCCGCAGCCCGUCGUCCACUCGGCAGCGUCGGCGGUAGCCGAGAUGGCCAGCUGCGUCGUCCUAACUCCGGCUGAGGUCAUCAAGCAGAAUGCGCAGAUGAUCUCGCGACGGCAGGGCAGCGAGGGCAAGUCCACGAGCAUCGAGGCACUUCGGCACCUAGGCGGCCCUGGUGUUGGUAGAAAGCUGCUCAGUGGAUAUACGGCCAUGGUGGCGCGAAACCUACCUUUCACGGCGAUACAGUUUCCCAUAUUUGAGUAUGCGCGCACCGCCAUCUGGUCCCGCAGGUCUGGUACUACGAAAGGCGGGACAGGGCUUGGGAGUCGGGAGAAUGGAAGUCUGCUGGAGACCGGCGUAAUAACAAGCACGAGUGCAGGUUUGGCGGGCAGCUUUGCCGCGGUGAUCACAACGCCCAUGGAUGUGGUCAAGACAAGGAUGAUGCUGAUGGCGGGUGAGGAGCAGGACUUGAAGCAGGGCGCUCACGAUCGGCACUCAGGUUCGCCAGAAAACAGUCACGGGCGGCAUCACGGUGGCCUAUCUGUGGCCCGGCAAGUCAUCAAGGAAAGGGGCAUUCCAGGCCUAUUUCGAGGUUCUGUGCUACGGGCCGUAUGGACCGCUGUGGGAAGCGGGCUAUAUUUGGGCAUGUAUGAAGUGUCAAAAGUAUGGUUGACGAGAGGCAAGGAUGCCGACGACCAGAGCUUCCCAUAA
This is a messenger RNA of Neoarthrinium moseri, 1002 nucleotides long. RefSeq lists its product as uncharacterized. The record is from RefSeq and is a predicted model, not a curated record. Gene Ontology annotation, molecular function: S-adenosyl-L-methionine transmembrane transporter activity. The transcript is spliced from 2 exons. The coding region runs from base 1 to 1002 and encodes 333 amino acids. Gene Ontology annotation, cellular component: mitochondrial inner membrane. Lineage: Eukaryota; Fungi; Ascomycota; Sordariomycetes; Amphisphaeriales; Apiosporaceae.